Penicillium paradoxum is the source of this 798-nucleotide messenger RNA. RefSeq lists its product as uncharacterized. NCBI's taxonomy places the organism in Eukaryota, Fungi, Ascomycota, Eurotiomycetes, Eurotiales, Aspergillaceae. The record is from RefSeq and is a predicted model, not a curated record. The coding region runs from base 1 to 798 and encodes 265 amino acids. The transcript has 4 exons. Gene Ontology annotation, cellular component: membrane.
AUGCCCUUCAAGAUCAACACUACUACCCUCCUCUACAUCGUGGUUGUGGUGGGAGGGGCCAUCUCCUUGAUCCUAGGAGCGAUGUCUUGGGCUCGCACUGCCGCACAGCUUCUUCCUUUACCGAUAUGGGUUCCAGCCAUCGCUACACUCAUAUCCCCAAUCACAAUACUCACACUGAUAGCCACGCGAGUCCUUUUCCCACGGUCAAGCAAUGAGACAUCUCGCAACCGUCGAUGGACCACAAUAUCCGGUAUACUGAAUCACAUCCAAACCAUCAUAUCGACCAUCGUGGCCACAGUAGCACUUGCAUAUCUCUUCCCCGAUAGGAUUCUCUCAUGCAACCUAGAUCAACAAUGGCAGGCGUUCUUCCAGUCGAAGAAUUCCCACGCUAUCCGCUCAAUCCAAGAUGAGUUCCGAUGCUGUGGUCUGAGAAGUCUUCACGACAGGGCAUGGCCUUUCAAGGACCGGAACCACGGAGACAACGCGUGUGAGUUGCAGCUGGGAUAUCAGAGGAGUUGUUUCGCUCCUUGGAGGGAGCACCAGCAGAAUACGUCUUGGAUGGUUUUUGCGGCGGCUAUUUUGGUUUUUGUGGCCAAGAUCGCUUUCUUUCAGCUUUCCAGCCGUCAAACGAGUUGGAUGAGCACGCAAUCUACAAGCGGGAGGCCUGAUUAUCAGCGAAUCUCACCCCCGGGUGUGCAGGACGAAGGAGAUAAUGAGGACGAUGUGCCCAGGGAUGCGCGGAGGACAUUCUUACCCCAGUCGAACGUUGGGUAUAGAAACGACUGGGAGGUGGAGUAA